GGGCGGAAAUUGAAGGAAAAGAGAGGCCGAAAAAAAUCGCAACGCUUCGCCAUUGGUGUACAAGCUAAAAGACACCAUCAAAUAUGUUGAAAGAGUUGGUGAAGGAGCGACUCAUGGCGGCAGCUGAUGAAAUAUUCGGCCUGUUUGAAAGAACGAUCGCGUCGUACGAGGAGGAACUUUGUCGAACGAAGGAGGAGAAUGAGCGACAACGACAGCAAAUGGAAGCCGUUAGCAAGACUCACAUUGUGCUACACAUUGAAGACGUCCAGCAGCUGUCUGGUCGUCAAGAAGAACGUCGGAGCUUCACAUUGAAGGAGGAGGAGGAUCCCCAGCCCCCCCACGUUAAAGAGGAAGAGCAGGAACUUGGGAUCACUCAAGAGGGAGAGUUUCUUCUAGGGCCAGAUGAGGCUGAUCUUGCCAAGGUGCCACCGACUGGUGUCUCUGUGAAGACUGAAGACAGUGAAGUCAAACCACCCGAGGGCUCACAGCUUCACCAACGUCCAAGUCCUAGCAGCAGCUCACCACAACACAACACAGAAGCUGAUGGAGAACACCGUGGAGGAUCACGAGUAGACCGCGACGACGCAACGUCACACUCUGCCGAGGAUAAAUACAGAGGCGACACCCAAGAACCUUUGUGCAGCGAUACGCACCGUGAAGGUGACACGAGGACCCACACUGAAAACAAACACUCUGAAUCCUCUCAGAAGACGACAGGUAGAAAAGGGACAGAUUUUGCGAUACACUUGAGAACACACACAGGAGAAAAACAAAAACCCUUUACUUGUUCGCUUUGUGGUAAAAUAUUCUCCCAUAAGUCAAACAUGUUCCGACACAUCAAAGCGCACAAUGAAGCACAACCUUCUAGUUGUUCACUUUGUGGUAAAAUAUUCUCGACCAAGUCCAAUAUGCUAAAGCACAAGAAAAGACACACAGGAGAAAAACCAUAUUCCUGUUCUCUUUGUGCUAAAACCUUUACUCAGCGCAACUAUUUGACAGACCACAUACGCAUACACACCGGAGAAAAACCUUUCAGUUGUUCAGUCUGCAGUCGAAGAUUCUCUCAAAAGUCCAGCAUGACGUCGCACAUGAGAACGCACACGGGAGAAAAACCUUUUUGUUGUUCAGUGUGCGGCAAAAGAUUCUCUCAAAAGUCCAGCAUGACGUCGCACAUGAGAACGCACACGGGAGAAAAACCGUACUGCUGCUCAUUAUGCGCUAAAACGUUCACUCGCCACGACAAUUUGACGACACACAUGCGGACGCACAAUUGUGAAUAAACGUCUCCUGUCCGGUUGGUGCUGAAAGCUUGUCAAGCCGUAGAAGUGUAAUGUUAGAUGUCAGAAGUCACGUAGGAAACGAUGAUGUGCUGUGUGUACGAUACCACACUCCCUCUCCCUCGUGACUUCCAAGAUAGUGUGCCGCUAAGAAGAGCAAAGAUAUUAAUCCAGUCCAUCCUACUAUUAUUGUUACGUCAACGAUAAUGAAACUAUGUUUGUGUUGUGACAAUUUUUUUAUUAGUCUGGAGUAAAACUGGAGCAGCAAAACAGCCCCAGACCAGGUCAGUGUUCAUGACUCUUCCAGCGAUGACUCAUCCCAGAGGUCACAAAAGACCCCACAACAACAUCCAAAGAACAGCAGGCUUCACUUGCCUCAGUUAAG
This is a messenger RNA of Dunckerocampus dactyliophorus (ringed pipefish), 1662 nucleotides long. Its product is annotated as zinc finger protein OZF-like. The record is from RefSeq and is a predicted model, not a curated record. The transcript is spliced from 2 exons. NCBI's taxonomy places the organism in Eukaryota, Metazoa, Chordata, Actinopteri, Syngnathiformes, Syngnathidae. Bases 84 to 1280 code for a protein of 398 amino acids. Gene Ontology annotation, molecular function: DNA-binding transcription factor activity; RNA polymerase II cis-regulatory region sequence-specific DNA binding. Gene Ontology annotation, biological process: regulation of transcription by RNA polymerase II.